UUAAGGCUCAAACAGAUCACCGACGACGUCAAGCUAGCGCGUCCACACGAGCUUCCACUGGUUUACCUACCUGCAAUAGCUUAGCUGCCAUGGCGACAUUGCCACAGAUGGCCGCCACCAAGGAGCAGCAAGAGGCAGCUAACCCGGCCAGGGUGCUGGUCGAGUCCGUCACGAACUGGAUCCGCGUCUACUCCGACGACUCCGUCGACCGGCUGUGCCCGCCGGAGGCUGCCCCUUUCAUGGAAAUCGUCCGGCCGUAUGAGGAGCCACGUGACGGGGUCACCGUCCACGACGUCGCCACGGACCGUGGCGUCGACGUCCGCCUCUACCUCACGGCGCCGGAGGAGGAGGAGCCUACGACGAUGGCCCGGCGCCGUCGCCGCCCGGUUCUACUUCAUUUCCACGGCGGCGCCUUCUGCGUCUCCCACGCAGCGUGGUCGCUUUACCAUCACUUCUACGCCCGCCUCACCGUGGAGCUCGACGUCGCGGGCAUCGUCUCCGUCGUCCUCCCGCUCGCGCCGGAGCACCGCCUCCCCGCCGCCAUUGACGCCGGCCACGCCGCCCUGCUCUGGCUGCGUGACGUCGCGUCCGGCGGUAGCUCCAAUGUUGCGCUCGACCCUGCGGUGGAACGUCUCCGCAGCGCCGCCGACUUCUCCCGCGUGUUCCUCAUCGGCGACAGCGCGGGCGGCGUCCUCGUGCACAACGUGGCGGCACGCGCCGGCGAGGCUGGGGCGGAGCCCCUCGACCCGAUACGCCUCGCCGGCGGGGUCCUCCUCCACCCCGGGUUCAUCGGGCCGGAGAAGAGCCGGUCGGAGCUGGAGAACCCGCCUACCCCGCUCAUGACGCAGGAGACGGUGGACAAGUUCGUGAUGCUGGCGCUGCCGGUAGGAACCACCGGCAGGGACCACCCGUACACGUCUCCGGCGGCGGCAGCAAGGGCGGCGGAGGGCGCGCGGCUGCCACCGAUGCUGCUGAUGGUCGCGGAGGAGGACAUGCUGCGUGAUCCGCAGGUGGAGUACGGAGAGGCCAUGGCGCGCGCGGGGAAGGCGGUGGAGACGGUGCUCAGCCGCGGCCGCGGGAUCGGCCACGUAUUCUACCUCAACUGGUUCGCGGUGGAGUCCGACCCCGUCGCGGCGGCGCGGGCACGGGAGCUCGUCGAUGCCGUCAAGAGCUUCGUCGAUAGCCACUGAUUUGCUGCUGUGUUUUUUUUACUCGGUUCCAAGUCUUUAUCGGUGUCGAUCUGCUUGUACGUCUGAGUUUGUGUCGAAGUCCAGUACCACCAUCGCAAUGUCGCUGCGUUGAGGCCCCGUUUAGUUCCAAAAAAUUUUCUCCCAAAAUACAUCGAAUCUU
Oryza brachyantha (malo sina) is the source of this 1350-nucleotide messenger RNA. RefSeq names its product probable carboxylesterase 17. The record is from RefSeq and is a predicted model, not a curated record. NCBI's taxonomy places the organism in Eukaryota, Viridiplantae, Streptophyta, Magnoliopsida, Poales, Poaceae. Gene Ontology annotation, molecular function: hydrolase activity. The coding region runs from base 90 to 1190 and encodes 366 amino acids. The transcript has 2 exons.